Messenger RNA from Neocloeon triangulifer, 1886 nucleotides. RefSeq lists its product as uncharacterized. The coding region runs from base 772 to 1671 and encodes 299 amino acids. The transcript has 7 exons. The record is from RefSeq and is a predicted model, not a curated record. NCBI's taxonomy places the organism in Eukaryota, Metazoa, Arthropoda, Insecta, Ephemeroptera, Baetidae.
CAGUGCGCAGUUAGCGUUCACGUGACGGACCGCCAACAUAUAUAUUCACACGAAAACGAAAAAAGCACAACCAAGAGCAAAGAGUAAACAAACACAAAGAUAGCUAGCCGAGUUUGUCAACCGCGGUGCAGUUACUUGUUGGUUCGCCGAGUUGCCAGCCAGCAGCACCCCGCGCUCUCGGCGGCGCCGUGUGUAUAAAUACAGGGCGGCACAGUGCAUGCGUCAGAGAGAAACUCUCCAUCGGCACCGACAGAGGAGCACCAGACAGUCAGGCGACCACACCAAGCGAUUGAGGUCGCAAAACGACGCAAUUUCGGUUGUAACCCACUCUUUUGUUUUAUGGAUCUAGAGGACGAUUGUCAUUUAUCGUCCAGCAGGAGGUCCAUCGGCGCCUCCAGCAGAACGCAGCUCCCGAAAGUCUCGAGCUCCAGCAAAACGGCGCCGGCCAAAAAUGGAAACCCGGUGUGCAGCAGCGAAAUCAUCGACUCGAUGGCGUCGCCGGAGGACUUCGUGCCCUCCGUCGGCAGGUGGGGCUGUGAAUGGCCAAGUUGACUCGAAACGCCCGACUCGGACGCGCCUCAUGCCAAGGGCCUAGCAUGGCCCACGGACCGGCCCCUGCCCCUGCCCCAGUGGGCACGGAACGCCCCGCAGUCCUUCUGCGUACCCUCGAUUGAGGCCUAUCAAGACCUGGCCGCUAGCGUCGAGUUUCAGGUACAGAACCUGCUGCAGGAGCACCACUACAACACCGUCGGCAAUUUCGUCAGAUUCUUCAUGGAAUUCCAAUCAAGCGGCUUCACUCAACUGGACCAGUUCUUCAGGGAGUACUCGCCACCCAUCACUCCAGAGCACCACACUUGCGUCGGCCUCGGACUUGAGCUUUUGAAGAAGCUUUGGCUCCUCGAGUCUAAGUUUCCAGGCCUCGCAUCAAAGUUCUACGUCAUCUCGUGCGAAGAGGCCAUUGAAAACACCGAGCGCUACAUGGCCAACGGUCCUCCGCCUGUCCAACUGGCCGAGAAGGAACACAUUUUGCUGGCCCUAAGAAUCAUGGUUGGGAACAGAAGUGGAUUUCUGGUUUUGGACCCUGGCUAUCAUGUUGCAAGGGCGGUUACUGUCAUGGCGGACAAGCAGUACCCACACACAGGUUGGUUCACUCAGAAAGAUGACGAAACCGGUGUGAAGGAGUACAACUACGAGAUGGACGCCCUUGGCCGCUACCUGGUGUGGCGCAUCCACGAGACCAACCCGCGAGGCCAGAGCCAGGACAACGCCAGCCUCAUCUAUGUGGAGCAGCCCUUCCUGUGCGCCGUCCAGUGCACAGAGAGGCGCAACUUGGUCUACAACUUCAAGAGCCUCCUGGCCAGGGACACCAAAGGCCACGUCAUUGCCGGGAUCUACUUUGACCUGACCUCGAAGGACAAGGUCACCUUGUUCUGCAACGACGACGAAGGCAAGAAAACGAAGAGGAAGGUGGACUUUGGUGUCUUUUUGAAGAAAAGCUUGGCAACGGAAAUUGAAGAGCUGGUUGAGGAGUGUGCGAUCCAACUCGGCAUGCUCGAGAACGACCUUCUGAGCCUGCUGGCAACAUUGGCCACCAUCGUGGAGAACCAAGAGUUUGUGGAACAAACACUCAGCAUCAAUGAGAACAUCAACAAGAUUGCUGCCGACAACUAGAGACGAGAAGAGAGAGGAAUUGGAAAAGUUUACAUCAGCUUUCAAUUCUGAAAAUUUUUAACCAAUUUUUUGCCUAAUUUUUACACUUUUAUUGCACGAAGUGGUUUUUGUUUAGAAAUAGUUACAUGUAGUUAGUAUUCUAUGAUUUAAUGCAAAUUUCAGUUUGUUCUGUUCCUUUGAAAAUAAAAACUUUACUUGGAAAAAUAAAAAAAUCA